Effrenium voratum is the source of this 870-nucleotide messenger RNA. Lineage: Eukaryota; Dinophyceae; Suessiales; Symbiodiniaceae. The record is from the annotation of a GenBank genome assembly.
AUGCCGAUCGUCACCCCGGCUUACGCUGCCAUCAAGGUGAUCGUGAAUGAUACUCCGAUCACCGACUACGAUAUCAGUCAGCGCGCCAGGUUGAUCACGCUUACUCAGCGAAAAUCCGCCUCCAUAGCGAAGCGCCAGGCGGAACAGGAGCUGAUCGAUGAUCAGGUGAAGCUUGCGGAAGCGGAAAGAAUGGGGAUCGAAGUUGGUUCCUCCGAGAUCGACAACGCAUUCAACAACAUUGCGCGCAACGUCAAGAUGUCACCGUCCCAGCUUUCCAAGGCUCUGCGAAGCGGUGGGGUCAAACCGGAAACCCUGAAGGCGCGCCUGAAGGCUCAACUGGCCUGGAACCAGCUUCUGAGACGUCGGUUCAGCGGCAAGAUUGAAGUCGAUGAGUCGGAUAUUAUCGCUGCUCUCCAGAAGAAGGAUGAAGCAGACAGGCAAAAAUCGGUUGAAUACGACCUAAAGCGUGUAAUCGUUGUUGUCCCGAAAAAUUCCUCCGGCGGCUUCAAGUCGAAGCGCAAGCAGGAAAGCAACAAGAUCCGUGCUGCAUUCAGCAGUUGUGAAGAAGUCGGAAGCGUUCUGGGUCAAUACAGCGAAGUCGUUGUUCAGCCCAUCGGACGCCGCCUUGAGACCGAGUUGCCUGCAGAAAUGCGGGAGGAAAUCAAUUCUCUCGGCCCGGGCAAACUGACCAAGCCAUCGGCCACGCCUGUGGGUUAUGAGAUGAUUGCCAUAUGCGGCAAGCGGGAAAUUGCCUCCGAUAUCGCGGUGCGCGCCGAACUGGAAAACGAGCUGCGCGCCAAGGAAGGCGAGAGCCAAUCCAGAAAGUAUCUCAUGGAUGUCCGGCGCCGCGCGACGAUCAUCUAUCGCUAA